Molecule: messenger RNA, 5493 nt
Organism: Apis cerana (Asiatic honeybee)
Lineage: Eukaryota; Metazoa; Arthropoda; Insecta; Hymenoptera; Apidae
Gene: RasGAP1
Product: Ras GTPase activating protein 1
Biological process (GO): intracellular signal transduction; regulation of GTPase activity
Source: RefSeq, a predicted model, not a curated record
UGAGAUAUUUAUGCUAGAUUAAUAAUUUUUUAAAAAAUUUUAAGAAUUCUUAAUGUAUAUACGUAUCAAAAAUCUAUUUCUAAACAUAAUAAAAGAUACAUAAUAAAUUAUGUAUAAAAAUACGUAAUUGAUAUUAUUUCAAAUAUGAAAGUGAUACAUUUACUUACAUUUUAUAGAGUUCUACAAAGAGUGAGGAGCAAAGAGAAACGCAGAGGAGAGGAAACGGGCUAUUGCGCCAUCAGGAAGUGGCUCACCACUUACACGAGUAUAGUUAACUAUACUCUAACAUAGAGAAUGAACGUACCGCCUUGUAUUCUGUUCAUGUACUCACUCAGUAGUGUCAUGGAGGUAACAUGGCCGAAGAGACGCGCCUAGUUCGCGUUGAAGAAAGAUUAAAAAUAAAAAUUGGUGAGGUAAAAAAUUUACAAAGCAGAAAUCAUGGAUCUCCUGGUGCAAGAGAUGUAUAUUGUGUAUUAUCUCUUGAUCAAGAAGAAAUAUUUAGAACAACAACAAUGGAAAGAACUCUCAAUCCAUUUUUUGGAGAAGAAUUUCAAUUUGAAGUGCCUAGAAAAUUUCGUUAUCUUGGAAUUUAUGUUUAUGAUCGCGAUAGACAUUUAAAACAAGAUAAAAUUUUGGGUAAAGUAGCAAUAAAAAGAGAAGAUUUGACAACAUACCAUAAUAAAGAACAUUGGUUUCCAUUGAGACCAGUUGAUGCUGAUUCUGAAGUGCAAGGUAAAGCACAUUUGGAACUUUCUCUCCAAUCUCAAAUUGGACAUGCUCAAUCUAAGCUUACAGUAAGGGUGAUAGAAUGUAGUGAAUUAACUAUUAAAAAUGGUGGCUGUGAUCCAUUUGCAAUUGUUACAGUCAUCUAUAGUAAUGGCAAACAAGUAUUAAAACGCACAAAAAUUAAAAAAAAAACAGUAUCUCCAUAUUUUAAUGAAACAUUUAUUUUUGAGCCAGAAAUAACAGAAUCUAAAGAAAAAGAUAUUUCCCAUUAUUCUCUUGAACAUGGAGAAGUGAAUGAAGUAGUUGUAGGUUUAUGGCAUGCAUCUUCAGGAAUGGGAGAACAACCAGCUUUUCUUGGGGAAGUUAGAGUUACUUUAAGAGGUCUACAAAAACAAUCAACUAAUUCAACAACUGCAUGGUAUUUUUUACAACCUAGAGCAGUAAAACAUCGUCCAAAUAAAAUUUCAAAUAGUUCCACGUCACCUGGUGUACUUCCAGGUUUAGGAUCUCUGCGAUUAAAAAUACAUUAUACAGCUGAUCAUGUUUUUCCAUCAGCAAUGUAUGAUAGACUUAGAAAUUUGUUAUUACAAAGUGUUAAUAUUCAACCAAUAACAUCUUCUGCUGUUUAUAUUUUGGGAGAAAUUGUAUCAAGUAAAAUGGAAGCAGCUCAACCAUUAGUUAGGGUAUUAGUACAUUACGGUCAAUUGGUUUCUGUAAUGAGAGCUUUAGCUAGUCAUGAAAUUUCUAAAUUAACUGAUCCAACAACAAUAUUUCGUGGCAAUACAUUAGUAAGUAAGAUGAUGGAUGAAGGUAUGAGAUUAGCAGGUCUCCAUUAUUUACAUAGUACUCUUCGACCAGCUAUGAAACAAGUCUUUUUAGAAAAAAAAUCAUGUGAAAUAGAUCCAACAAGAGUAAAGGAUGCAAAUACGAUUCAAACUAAUUUAACAAAUUUAAAGGAAUAUGUUGAGAGAGUAUUUACUGCUAUUACAACAUCUGGUGUACGAUGUCCAUCAUUAAUGUGUGAAAUGUUUUGGUGUUUAAAAGAACUUGCAGCAAUGCAUUUUCCAAAAAAUAAAGAAGUAAGAUAUUCAGUCAUCAGUGGAUUUAUUUUUUUACGAUUUUUUGCUCCUGCAAUAUUGGGUCCAAGAUUAUUUGAUAUUACUACUGAACAAAUUGAUUCUCAGACUAAUAGAACUUUAACAUUAAUUUCUAAAACAAUUCAAAGUCUAGGAAAUUUAGUAAGUUGUAGAGGAGGAGCAGGUAGUGUUUGUAAAGAAGAAUAUAUGGAAUGCGUGUACAGAGAGUUUUAUACAGAAAAGCAUAUACAAGCAGUUAAACAAUUUUUAGAAUUAAUAUCAACUAGUAGUAAUAGUAAUAUUGCAAAACAACGAACAAAUACUCAACAAGAACAACCAAUUGUAUUAAAAGAAGGAAUAUAUUUUCUCUUCAUGCAUACUGCUGAUUGUAAGAAGAGAGUAAUGAUUAAAAGGGCACAAGGUAGAAAACGCUUUGGUCGGAAAAAUUUUAAACAAAGAUAUUUUAAGCUUACUACACAGGAUUUGUCUUAUUCAAAAACAAAAGGCAAGGAACCUUUAUGUAAAAUACCACUUGAAGAAAUAUUGGCAGUUGAAAAACUUCAUGAAGAUUCUUUUAAAAUGAAAAAUAUAUUUCAAAUUAUUCAAUCACAGAGGGCAUUGUAUGUUCAAGCAGGAAAUUGUGUAGAAGAAAAGGAAUGGAUUGAUAUUUUAACAAAAAUUUGUCGUACAAAUAGUAAUCGAUUAGAAAAAUAUCAUCCAAGUGCAUAUAUUAAUGGCCAUUGGCUUUGUUGUAAAGCAGUAGCAGAAAUUGCUCCAGGGUGUAGUGAAGUAUCACCGGGAGUAGAAGCUGGAUUGCGUAUGGUUCUAGAUCCAGAUCGAGAUUUGCAACGAAUACAUUCUCUAAUAUUUACAAAUAUGCCACGUCUCGAAACUUUAAUGAGUGCGUGUGAGUGUCAAGCUGUUUAUGGGGCUAAUGAUAUGUGUAUUAUACCGGGUGGUGGAUCUCCUAUAGAAGAUGUGCCAUCUUGUUUUAAAACUUUAACUGCAUUAAGAGAAGCUGCAUAUGCUUUACAGCAUGAACAUAGAGCUUAUUUUAGGAGAUUAGCACGUGAUACUAAAUAUGGAAGCAAGCAAGCUCCAAUUGGAGAUGACAAUUACCUUCAUUUAGCUGCAAGAGCUGGAUUUGAAGGCCAAUUAACAAAACGUGCUUAUGAAAUAGAUAAUCUAAAUCACUAUAUAGAAUCAGAUCAUUGUUAUGACAGUGGACUUUCUAGACGAAUAGAGGAUCAACAGUCAUAUGAUGAAACAUUUAGAAAACGUCUAGAUUCUGGUUCAAUACAUCGUAGGUAUGAAAACGAAAAUAAUAUACUACGACGAUAUGAAAAUAAUACCGAAAUUAUUAAAAGUAUUCAGAAUGAUCUCAAAACAUUUGAUCAUAGUCUAAAUAAUACGUUUAGAACAGAUAAUUCUGAAAAAAAUGUAAAUUUAGAAAACAAUAAAAUUUUAGAUAAUUCAAAUGUUUUAGCAAUAGAUGAAAUUAAUAUUUCUAGUACAUUACACUCAAGAAAAUUCAAUAGCUAUGACCAUACUAAAAUAUUAAAUGAAUGUACAGUAACAAAGUUUAAAGGUGGUAAAUCUGAUAUAUCUUGUAAUUCUAUAAAUGAUCAUACUAAUUAAUUCAAUUAAACUUUGAAAAUGAAAAUAUGUUCCUAUAAAAAUUUUUAAGAUAUUAUUUCAUUUAUAUUAUAUAUUCAUAUUAUUCAAGAUUGUAACGAUUAUUUCUUGCAGAUAUAUACAGUAUAUAUGGUUUAAGUGUAUGUAUCAAAUAUAAUUCAAACUGAAUUAUAUUUAAUUUGAAAUAUAAAAAACUAUCUAUAUGAAAAGAUAUUAUUUAAAAAAAAAAUUAAGAUUUUAUAUAGAUAUAGUAUAAUUUUAUUAAUCUUUCAACAAUAAGUCAUUAUAUGAAUAAAAAAAUUUUCAAAUGUCGAAUACAUUUUAAAGAAUAAAUAUUUAAAUGAAAUAAAAAUGAUACUACUUAAAAACGUAUUUCUGCAAAGUUCAAAAUUGGUAUAUAAAAUAUUUGAUAGCAAAAAUAAUACAAUGUAUAUACAUAUAUUAAUCAAUAACAUAAAAAGAUAUAGUCACAUGUUAUACAUUGCUAUUGUUGAAAACUAUAAUAGUUUAAAUGUUUAUUAUUAGUUCAUUAUAUAUUGUUAUCAUUAAUCAUUUUGAUAGAUUUUAUAUUGUCUCUUUUUUCUUUUUUGAUAAUUAGAUAAAAUGUGAUUAAAAGAAAUUAUUUGCUUUAAAUAUUAAAAAGUCAAUAACAAAUAUUAAAAAGUCUUCAAAAAUUAUUUUUACAGAAUUGCUAAAAAUAAUAUGUUAAUAUCAAUGAUUAAUUGAAUUAAUUCAUGCUAAAGAUAAAUUAAUUUGAGCUAAAAAUAAAAUCUUCUACAAGAUGAUCUUCUCGCUAACUGAAGGCAAUUAAUCAUUAAUUUUUUCAUGAUAACAAAAUUGUAUUAAUGUAAUAUCAGAUCUCAAUAUUGUUCAGAUUGGAAAAAUAUAUAUUUGUGAAAUAAAGAGAAUCAAUUUCUUUUUUUUUUAUUCUUAUUUUGAUUCUGUUUUUAUUUCACAGAUAUGCAAAAUAUAUUAUCAUCAUAUCGCAGUUAUUAAUAAUAUAAUGGCUAAUUACAAAUUUAUAUACAAACACAGUGCAAUUAUAAUUCAUAGCACUGAGUUAAUUAGUAAUGAAAUUAUUCUAUAAAUAUAUAUGUAUAUGAACGUAUUCAAUGAAUUCUCAUAUAUAUAAAAUCUUUAAAAUCUUAAUUUAUAUAUAAUUAAAAUUGUUUAAUUAUUUAUUUUGGUUAAACUUUUUUUUGGUGAACAUAAAAUUUUUUAUUUUUAUAUUAUCUUAUAAUAUUUGUUAAGCAUCCUAAUGCUAAAUAUAAUAUAUAAUAAAUUAAAUAUAUUAUAUAAUAUAUAUAUUGUGCAAAAAUCAUUACAUCAAAAUUUAUUACAUUUGUUAAUGUACAUAUAUUGUACAUAUACCUUGUUUGAAUUGGAACAUUUAACAUGUAUUUAAUUAGAUUAAAUUUUCUUUUAUGAAAUAUUGUGUAAUGCUUUCAUUAAAAAUCUAAUCUAUUUAUAUUACUAAUACUAUUUUUUUCACUAAUACUAUUUUUUAAUAUGAAUAAUGAUUCAAUAUAUAGAUUGAAUGAAAUAUAAUAAUACAUAUCAUAUACGACUAGUUAAAAUAAGACAUAAAAUAUUUAUAAUUAUGUUUAUAAUUUUUUAUACAAUUAAAAUUUUUAUUAGAUUAUAUCUUUUAAAUAUAAAAAAAAAAACCAAAAAUUUUAUGCUCGCCAAAAUGAAAUUUAAUUAAUAAUAAUAAUCUUUAUUUUUUUUUUACUUUAAUUAUUUAAUUUCCAUUUAAAUUUAAUUCUCAGGUUCUUAAAUCUUAUGUUAUUUAUCUUCAUAUAUAUAUAUUUUGUUGCAUAACAAAUUUGUAUACAGAUCAAAUUUCAUUGAAAUCUUUUUUCAAAUUUAUCGCUUUGAAAAAUAAUUUCAAAAUUUUGUUAAAAAUUCCUGAUAAAAAAAUAUUCUAAUUGGGAUAAAGAAGUUUAUAUAUUUUGAUAUGUUUCUACUUAAAUAUAAUUUGCUUAUAUUCUGAAUAUAAAAGAUCGAUUGAAAAGAUAGUUUACUCAAUAUUAAUUAAAUUCAUCUUUAUUUAAAA